CGUUUCGACCGUAAAGUAGUUAUUUUUUUUUUGGGAACUUAAAUCGGGAAAUACGAAGAUAGACAAGAAUAAAAAGUGUGAAAAUGUCAAAAAAGGGAAGGUAUUUAGUAGAGUUGGCUAUGGAAUCUAAAAUAGAGACUUUUAAUGAUAACCAAAGUGCUUAUGGGAAUACCAAUAAUGGUAUCGAAAAAUAUGGUUAUGCGACAGAUCGAAAAAUGAUUCCUGUGGAAAUGCGACAGUCCAAUGAAAUUCUUGAUAAAAUUACGACCAAUGAAACAAAUUGUGAAAAACCAGUUUCACCAAAAGUUUUCACAGAGUUACAACCAUUUUGUGAAGGUAAUACGACAGAUCGAAAAAUGAUCACUGUAGAAAUGCGACAUUCCAAUGAAAUUAUUGAUGAAAAUGCGACCAAUGAAACAAAUAGUAAAAAACCAGUUUCACCAAAAGUUUUCACAGAGUUACAACCAUUUUGUGAAGAGUAUCUGGAAGAUAGCCCUGUUGAUGAUUCCGAUGUGGAUCCAGAAUAUAAACCAUCAGAUGAAAAGCAAAAGAAUACCAAAAAGUUGACAUUUCUAGCCCGAAAAAGAAAAAUUUCAAAUAAUGAAAGGGAUUAUAAAUUAAUUGAGGAUGAAGAUGAGAAUAAAAAAAAAUCGGUAGUUACACAGGUAAAAAAAAAAACAAGAAUUAGAACUGAAUCAGAAAAAAGGAAAAGGAAUUUGCAAAAAUAUCAGUUACUUUCAGAAUGUAACUGCAAGAAAAGAUGCUUUGAUUUUUUUUCUAAUGAUGAGCGAAAGAGCAUUUGCGAGUCGCUUUGGCGAUUAAACUUUGGAGAAAGACGACAAUAUUUAAAUGCCUGCGUAAAAAAGAAUAUUAUUCAACAAAGGCGGACAGGCAGUAAUAAUAAAAGACAGUGGUCUCUUACCUACAGUAUGAUAAAAGUUAACGAAGGCACCGAAAAAAAUGUUUGUAAAACUAUGCUUUUACAUACCCAUGGACUUAAAACAGAUGGUAUGAUUACAGAACUUAAGCGUCACCAAAAUAAAUCUAAAGGAUUACAAAUUGCCAAAGACGGGAGAGGAAAGGGAACUCCGCCCAAUAAGAAAGAUGGCUUAAUAUUUAAAGAUCACAUUAAUUCAUUUAACCCACAAGUAUCCUAUUAUAAACUUGUGCAUGCUCCAAACAGGGAUACCUUCAGAUAUAAGUAUAACAGAUAUGUAGAAAGAUUUCUGUGA
Messenger RNA from Psylliodes chrysocephalus, 1232 nucleotides. Lineage: Eukaryota; Metazoa; Arthropoda; Insecta; Coleoptera; Chrysomelidae. The record is from the annotation of a GenBank genome assembly.